AUGGCCUCCAGCACAUACGCCCUCUCCGAGGAGCACAAGCAGCUCCUCGAGAAGUCCCUCGUGGACUCUGACCCCGAGGUCGCUGAGAUCAUGAAGCACGAGAUCCAGCGUCAGCGCGAGUCCAUCAUCCUCAUCGCCUCCGAGAACGUCACCUCCCGCGCCGUUUUCGAUGCCCUCGGCUCCCCCAUGUCCAACAAGUACUCUGAGGGUCUCCCCGGCGCUCGUUACUAUGGCGGCAACCAGCACAUCGACGAGAUCGAGCUUCUCUGCCAGAAGCGUGCCCUUGAGGCCUUCCACCUCGACCCCGCGAAGUGGGGUGUCAACGUUCAGUGCUUGAGCGGCAGCCCUGCCAACCUCCAGGUCUACCAGGCCAUCAUGCCUCCUCACGGCAGACUCAUGGGUCUCGACCUCCCCCACGGUGGCCAUCUGAGCCACGGUUACCAGACCCCCCAGCGCAAGAUCUCUGCUGUCUCCACCUACUUCGAGACCAUGCCCUACCGUGUCAACCUUGACACUGGCAUCAUUGACUACGACCAGCUCGAGAAGAACGCUCAGCUCUUCCGCCCCAAGAUCCUCGUCGCCGGUACUUCGGCCUACUGCCGCCUCAUCGACUACGAGCGCAUGCGCAAGAUUGCCGACUCGGUUGGUGCCUACCUCGUUGUCGACAUUGCCCACAUCUCUGGUCUCGUUGCCUCCGGCGUCAUCCCCACUCCUUUCGAGUAUGCCGAUGUCGUCACCACCACCACUCACAAGUCCCUCCGUGGUCCCCGUGGUGCCAUGAUCUUCUUCCGCAAGGGCGUCCGCUCCGUUGAUGCCAAGACCGGCAAGGAAACCCUCUACGACCUCGAGGACAAGAUCAACUUCUCCGUCUUCCCCGGGCACCAGGGCGGCCCCCACAACCACACCAUCACCGCUCUUGCCGUUGCCCUCAAGCAGGCCGCCUCCCCCGAGUUCAAGGCUUACCAGGAGAAGGUUGUUGCCAACGCCAAGACCCUCGAGAGAGUCUUCAAGGAGCAGGGCCACAAGCUCGUCUCUGACGGUACCUACUCCUACAUGGUCCUCCUCGACCUCCGCCCCUUCGCUCUUGACGGUGCCCGUGUCGAGGCUCUCUUCGAGCAGAUCAACAUGACUUGCAACAAGAACCGUCCCCGGCUACAAGAGCGCUCUUACCCCUGGUGGUCUCCGUAUUGGCACUCCUGCUAUGACCUCUCGUGGCUUCGGCGAGGCCGACUUCGAGCGCGUCGCCAAGUAUAUCGACGAGAGCAUCAAGCUCUGCAAGGAGGUCCAGGCUGCUCUCCCCAAGGAGGCCAACAAGCUCAAGGACUUCAAGGCCAGGGUUGCCUCUGGCGAGGUUCCCCGCAUCAACGAGCUCAAGAAGGAGAUCGCUGA
Messenger RNA from Podospora anserina S mat+, 1389 nucleotides. RefSeq lists its product as uncharacterized. NCBI's taxonomy places the organism in Eukaryota, Fungi, Ascomycota, Sordariomycetes, Sordariales, Podosporaceae. Gene Ontology annotation, biological process: tetrahydrofolate interconversion; folic acid metabolic process; L-serine catabolic process. Gene Ontology annotation, cellular component: cytoplasm. The coding region runs from base 1 to 1389 and encodes 462 amino acids. The transcript is spliced from 4 exons. Gene Ontology annotation, molecular function: glycine hydroxymethyltransferase activity; pyridoxal phosphate binding; cobalt ion binding. The record is from RefSeq and is a predicted model, not a curated record.